Colletes gigas is the source of this 4743-nucleotide messenger RNA. RefSeq names its product protein disulfide-isomerase A3 (gene ERp60). Gene Ontology annotation, molecular function: protein disulfide isomerase activity. The coding region runs from base 356 to 1834 and encodes 492 amino acids. Gene Ontology annotation, cellular component: endoplasmic reticulum. The transcript has 5 exons. NCBI's taxonomy places the organism in Eukaryota, Metazoa, Arthropoda, Insecta, Hymenoptera, Colletidae. The record is from RefSeq and is a predicted model, not a curated record. Gene Ontology annotation, biological process: response to endoplasmic reticulum stress; protein folding.
UCGAAAGAUUUCUCCCGGUCAUGAUGCUGGUCCCCGAUGCACGAUCCUCGAUGUCGUGAAUUUUUCAUCAGGUUUCGACAGCGAAUGAACGUAGCGGAUAAGACGACGUCCAUGCACGGGCUGCGAAAGUUUCGUCAAACAAUUUAGGAACACCCUUUGUGUGUACGUGGCCACAGGAACACGCAUACAUGUAUGCACAGAGAAAGAGCAGCCAAUCGGAAGACGACAGCACUGCGCGGGGUAUCGUGUACUGCUGGCUAACGUCUUGCAAAAGCCCACCUCUUAGACGGACACUGUCUUUUGAAGAAAGAGUGCGGGUCGUAUUCGAUUUAGCAAACGUGCACCGUGAUCCAAAAUGGUGCCUAAAUAUCUUAGCCUUUUGUUCCUGGUUUUCGUCACCGUCUUAGCGGAGGACAAAGAUGUACAAGAGCUCACCGACGAAAACUUCAGCGGCACAUUAGAGCGUCAGGAGUACACGCUUGUUAUGUUUUACGCACCAUGGUGCGGUCAUUGCAAGCGAUUGAAGCCAGAAUAUGAGAAAGCUGCUAAACUGCUCUUAGGCAGCGAUCAGCCGAUCACUCUCGCCAAGGUGGACUGUACAGAAAGCGGAAAAGAAACUUGUAAUAAAUAUUCUGUAAACGGCUAUCCGACAUUGAAAAUCUUCUUCAAAGGCGACGUUGUUAGCGAUUACAACGGGCCUAGAGAAGCAGCGGGCAUUGCUAAAUACAUGAAAGUGCAAGUCGGUCCAGCGUCCAAAGAACUGACCUCUGACAGCUGUUUGAAAUCGUUCUUGGACUCCGACGAAGUGGGUGUCGUAGGUUUCUUCGAAAAGGAUGAUUCUCCUUUGGCAACAUCCUUCCAGACAGUCGCUAAAAAAUUAAAAGAAAAGAUCAGAUUUGCUCACACAUCCGCAGAAGCACUUUUGGAGAAAGAAGGGCAUAAGAAUGCUAUCGUACUGUACCGGCCAAAAAUAUUGCAAAACAAAUUUGAAUCCGACUCUGUGAAACUCGAGGAUGGAAAUUCGGCCGGCGACGUGCAGGAAUUCAUUGACAAAAAUUACUUUGGCAUCGCUGGUGUUCGUACGCGAGAAAAUUCUGGAGAUUUCAAAAAUCCACUGAUCGUCGCUUACUAUGCCGUGGAUUACGUAAAAAAUCCAAAAGGCACAAAUUACUGGCGCAACCGGAUCAUCAAGGUCGCCAAAGACUUCCCUAACUUCAAUUUCGCGAUCUCUUCCAAAGACGACUUCCAACACGAAUUGAACGAUUUCGGGCUCGAUUUCGUCUCGGGCGACAAGCCAGUUAUUCUAGCAAAGAAUGCUAAUAAUCAGAAAUUUGUCAUGAAAGGUGAAUUCACGAUCGACGCGUUCGAAGCAUUCCUGAAGGAUCUGGAAGAGGAUGUUUUGGAACCGUAUAUGAAGUCGGAGCCAAUCCCCGAGGAUAACGCCGGAAAUGUUAAAAUCGCGGUGGCUCAAAACUUCGACGAGGUCGUCACAAAUAACGACAAAGACACGCUGGUCGAAUUUUAUGCACCAUGGUGCGGUCACUGCAAAAAAUUAUCACCUGUCUUCGACGAGCUAGGUGACAAGCUUGCUAACGAGGAUGUGGAGAUCGUUAAGUUCGAUGCGACUGCUAACGAUGUUCCAGCACCAUACGAAGUGAAAGGAUUCCCAACACUGUUCUGGGCACCUAAAGAUUCAAAGGACAAGCCUGUUAAGUACGAGGGUGGUCGACAGCUCGAUGACUUUAUUAAAUACAUUGCCAAGCACGCAACUAACGAGCUUAAAGGAUUCGAUCGUAAAGGCAAACCCGCGAAGCCGAAGAGCGACGAAUUAUAAAUUUCUUUUCGUAAAAAUAUAAGUGAUAUGUUUAUAUUACAUUUUUUAUAUAACGUCUCGUCAGCAAAACGUGGAAUGAAAUUUUCCUUGUGGGACUUUGCGAAGUGUGACAAGAGUGGGAUACGAUUAAUUAAACGUAAGAUCUAAUCAUUUUUCUAGUUCCAGAGACGGGUCUGAGUGAAAAAGGGAAAGAACUUUUCGAUAACACGUGCUGCACUUAUUUUACAAAGUAUUUGAAUGCGAAGUGAAAUGUAAUUAGCAUAGGAUUCUCUACAUAUAUUAGGUAACAUUAUGGUAUCGCGUAAAACUAUGCAGAACUGAUUUAGAAUUAUCGUGGCAAUGUUUUCCAGUUCGAUGAGCUACGUCUAAGAAACGAUUUUCCAUUCCAUUUUUCGCAUUUCGCUAUGCUACGUUGAAGUUACUACAUUUAAAUAUUUCUUUAUACGAAAAAAUAAAAAUUGUAUGGAUUGCAACUAACAAUAUUCAUCGUUGAAAAGUAAUUAUACUUUUUGAAACUUCCCGGUAUAUGCAACAUUUAGGAACUAAGGAAAUUUUGUUCAAUAAAAUUUGUAAAUAAAAAUUUUCAGUAUGCCUGGAAUAUGUUUUGCACGAUCGCAGAUUCCAUUUGAAUUCGUAUUGACUGAUAAUAUGAGAAAUAAAAAAAAAAAGAUUAUUGUGUUAAGCGAAUGAUUUGAUGAAUGUUGGUCUAUCUACCAUCCGAGUUCUUAUUAUUUGAAAUUUUUGCGCACAGUGAAUCAUCCCGAUAGUAGCAAUUUACAAAUAUUGAUAAGUUUUAUUGUUAAUUACAAUUUAUUAUUAUAGCAAUCGUGGAUUAAAUACCUUCUUACAUAUAAAAGCUAAUUAAUUAAUAGACUGAUUUUUUGUUAAAACUGAAAAACCUCACUUGAAUUCAUUUCCCUGACAAUCAUAAAAAAUAAUUUUCACUUCUGUAUCACUGAAGGAAUACUAUGUACGAAUUACUAUAAAGUUCUCGCUCACGUAACUUCUUAUAUUAGUUAGCUGCACGACUAAUUACAACGUCGUCGUAAGAUUAGAUAAUUUUUAUAGGACUGCGGAGAACAGAAGACAUUUCCUUUCCUUUUUUUCUCUUGCGUACAGUACUUUUUACGCCCCAAAUCAAAACGACACGGUACAACGCUACAUAUAUUGCUCGCGACAAUUAUUACAAGAAAAGGAGAAAACUAUUUUUUAUUGCUCUCUUUACAAGAGACAAAAUGCUAGAAAGAAAAAAUCAUACAAGAAAUUCGUCGAGGCAUUAUUUCGUCUAUUCCAAGAACGAUGAAAAUUUAUAUACAAUCUAUAAUCCCAUAUGGACCAAUUUGGAAAAAUUUUAAUGGGGGAUUCUAGUGGCCAAAAUCAGACGAAAAUCAACAAAUUGGUAUUCUUGAUUUUCGUCUUAUUUUGACCUCUAGUAUCUCCCAUUAAAAUAUUUUUUUUUAUGACAACCAAGGUGAUAGUAAGGUCAUCAUUUUGUUAUAAAAAUUGCAGUAGAGUUUGUACAAAUUUUGUUAACGGAUUAGUCUGAAAUUGCAUUUAUUGCAGCGUUAGAGACACGGUCCAUAAAGGAUUACCCCAUACAGUCGCAAUUAACAGUAUAUUCCUUCAGAAAUUAUUAUAAAAGAACACUUGGUAAACUCUGCGACGAACGUCGAAUUCAAACGAUGAAAGUUUUCGAAUCUCAGGACUGUUCUUGCUAGUCGUUUGUUCAUUAACCCUUUGACAAUCAAUUUCCAAAAUGCGAAUAGCAUCUCUUAUUCGAGGAUUAUAAAAAAUUUCCCGCUAAACUUUGUGCCCCAAAGAGUUAAUCAACCAUCUCGUUAAUCGUUAGCAAACAAAAUUUCUGGUCGCUGGAGUUCCGGUUAAAAGCGUAAUUCAACGGUAGUUAUGCUAAUUGUAAAAAAAAGUUUGUUGAACACAAUUCCACAGUCAUUCAUUGAAUCAAUGGCCAAGACUGCAUUGCAGCCGUUAAUUCAAUAGUUCUUGCAAGAAACAACUACCUUAUAGAUUAGUUUUAAUAGAAGACGAGUAAGUUCAAGAGUUUAGAAUAGUAUGUCUACAAUUUAACGGGGGGGUGAAAAAAAAAAAAAAAAAAAAAACUACGAGGGAGGAAAGCACAGGAUGAUUCAAUAGGCUCCGAUAAUCAUUCUUUACACGAUAAACCUUGAAACUCGUAAAUUGAUCAACGAUUCCGAAGAACAAACAUUACUUUCGAUCGAAAAUUAAUGGCCCGUGAAAUUCGUUCGCUCUGAAUGAAAAGAGUCGCCUAGAAAUAUUCUGCGAAUACAUUAAUCGUAUCGAAUGAAUUUGAAAACUAUUGCGUAAUAAAACUUAAAUCAGGGCAUAAUUUGUUUUGCAAUGGUUGGGUACAAGGGAUGUUGUUGUCGAAAUAUAUAAAUAUAAUAUAGCCGCUGUUAUAAUCCGUAAUGUUAGUGUCAUCGUAUUACAAUAAUAAAAAUAAUUAAUAAUAAUAAUUAAUAAUAAUUAUAAUAAUAAUACAUUUAGCCUAGUUGGUAUUCUUAUAGAUCAAAGUGAUCCGCUGGUCUACUUACGCAUUUUUUAUAAUUAUAAUAUAAUGUUUGUUACUUUUUUUUUUUUUUUUUCGUUUAAGAAAUAUCGAUAAUGCGAUGGUUCAAUAAAAUAGCGACGCAAUAUUUGGAAUUUUUUUUCAACGUUUUGCUUUAAACUCUUACAUUGCUUUCUAUGACUUUGCAUUGCGUAUUACGUUUCCACUCUCCCCCCCGUUCUCCUUUUAUACUCUGUUACGAAUUCCCCCAACUCUGUCGUUCGUUUCUUCCACAUAUUUUUUUUUUUUUUAUUACCAAAAAUAAACAGCCACUACGUUUAAAAAAAAAAAAAAGAUGUAGAAUGCAUACAAUAGUAAUGAAAUA